Molecule: messenger RNA, 2318 nt
Organism: Octopus bimaculoides (California two-spot octopus)
Lineage: Eukaryota; Metazoa; Mollusca; Cephalopoda; Octopoda; Octopodidae
Biological process (GO): regulation of transcription by RNA polymerase II
Cellular component (GO): nucleus
Molecular function (GO): RNA polymerase II cis-regulatory region sequence-specific DNA binding; DNA-binding transcription activator activity, RNA polymerase II-specific
Source: RefSeq, a predicted model, not a curated record
AAGUAAGUUCUUCCAACCUGAACAAUGAUACUUCCGCUAUGUCUCAUCAGUGUGUCUAUAAACACUGUUGACAUAUUAUUUCUUAAUAUUUAUUUACACCUUGUCAUUAGUAAAUUAUUAACUUCUGUAACUAAUUUUAAUCAUUGUUCAUUAGCCAAAAGAAGACAAUAGAGAUAUCCUGUAAGAAGUAGAUGAAAGUUCUUUUAAAUCUGUCAAUUAUAAGUCACUACUUCAGUACAUCUCAUUUCAUUUUAUUAACUAUAUUAUGUUAUCUGAUGACACUGAGAUAAAAAUGUUUCAUGGAUCGUCAAUCUUGGAAAACUAAAAAAAACUUCAUCAAGCUGAUGUUAGCCCAUAUCUACAACUCUUGGUUGAAUGGAUGUGAAAUAUUUCCUUUGAAGUGAGAAUAUUUCUAAAAAAAUUCUUAUACAAAUAUUUACUCUAAUAUUUUGUGUGCAGAUGAAAAUUGGAAGAUUUACCAUGAAAUUGUAAUUUUCUUAUGUGUGAUUACUAAUAUAACAAAAAUAUAUAUUUUUAAUUCGGAUGAUUUUAAUGUUCUUUUAGUUGCUCAUCAUUAAUUAUAAGAUUCCAUUUUAAGAAAUUCACUUGAAUUAUUUUUUAAUAGACCAUCUUACAGAAGAUAGUAUAAAUUAAACAGUAAAGUUAUGAAUGAAAAAGCAGAAACUGAGAAUAUUGAUGCAUCUACUGCUAUACAGGAAAAUCUGGACAAGAAAUCACAUCCUUGUGAUAUAUGUGGAGAGGUAUUCACAAGAAAGAAUUUAAGACAACACAAAUUAACUCACUCAUCCUCUAAGCUGUACCAGUGUGAAGUUUGUAAUAAACAGUUCACCAGCAGCAAUUUGUUAAUUCGCCACAAAGAUAUUCACACAAGAGAUAAACUAUACCAAUGUUAUAUCUGUGAUGAAACAUUUUCUACAAAAGAUCAUUUGUCUUCACACAUAUGUGUUCAAACAGGAGAAAGACCUUACCAGUGUGAUACCUGUAGUAAAACAUUUUCCAGAAGUGGUCAGCUGUCUUCUCACAAAUUAAUCCACACAGGAGAAAGACCAUACCAUUGUGAUAUUUGUGGUGAAACAUAUUCUGGAAGUCGUAGUUUAUCAAAACACAAACGCAUACACACAGGAGAAAAACCAUACAACUGUGAUAUUUGUAGUGAAAGGUUUUCAACACUUGAUGAACUAUCUUCCCAUAGACGUUGCCACAAAAGAGAAAAACCAUAUCACUGUGAUAUAUGUGGUAAAACAUUUACUAGAAGUGAUCAUUUGUCUUCACACAAAUUUAUUCACACUGGAGAAAAGCCAUAUUACUGUGAUAUAUGUGGUAAAACAUUUUCUAGAAGUGAUUAUUUGUCUAGCCACAAGCGUACGCACACAGGUGAAAAACCAUAUUACUGUGAUAUUUGUGGAAAAACAUUCUCUAGAAGUGGUGAAUUAUCUUUGCACAAACAUAUUCAUUCAGGUGAAAGGCCAUAUGUAUGUGAUGUCUGUGGUAAAACAUUCUCUCAAAAUGGUAUCUUAUCUAAACACAAACGUCUUCACACUGGAGAGAAACCAUACAAAUGUGAUAUCUGUGAUAAGAAAUUUUAUACAAGUAGUAAUUUAUCUUCCCACAUACGUACUCACACAGGAGAAAGACCCUACCGCUGUGAUAUCUGUGGUGCAACUUUCACUCAAAGCGGUAGUUUAUUUAAACAUAAACGUAUUCACACAGGAGAAAAACCAUAUCAAUGUGAUAUCUGUGAUAAAAAAUUCUCUACAAAUAGUCAUUUAUCUCGACACAAACGUAUUCAUACAGGUGAAAAACCAUACCACUGUGAUAUAUGUGGCCAAACAUUCACUCAAAAUAGUAAUUUAAACCAACACAAACGUAUUCAUUCAGAAGAAAGUCUAUAACAUUGUGAUAUUUGUGAAAAAAAACAUUUUCUUCAAUUGACUGUUUAUCUUCCCACAUAUGUAUCCACACAGGAGAAAGACUGUCACAACACUAUAGUAUAAUAAUAUUUUCUAGAAGUGGUGAUUUUUGUCUUCUGACAAAUAUAUUCAUUAUAUUCAUACACGUGAAAGGACAUUACUACACUGACGUUUGUGGUAAAACAUCCUCACAAAGUGAUCAUUUCUCUUGGCACCAACAUAUUUGCAAAGAAAAUAACUGUACAACUGUAAUAUUUUUUGGAAGUAGUGAUUUAACUCCGCACAAAUGUAUCCACACAAGCGAUAAAUCAUAUCUAUGUGAUAUCUAUAGUAAAAUAUUUUCUAUAACUAAUAACAUUUUGUAAUAAAUGAAUUUGUUAAUGUAUA